Zophobas morio is the source of this 1398-nucleotide messenger RNA. RefSeq lists its product as uncharacterized. The coding region runs from base 467 to 1378 and encodes 303 amino acids. Gene Ontology annotation, biological process: DNA integration; DNA recombination. Gene Ontology annotation, molecular function: DNA binding. The record is from RefSeq and is a predicted model, not a curated record. The transcript is spliced from 5 exons. NCBI's taxonomy places the organism in Eukaryota, Metazoa, Arthropoda, Insecta, Coleoptera, Tenebrionidae.
UUAAUUAUUGUUAGUCUGAUCUGAUUGGCAUUAGUGAAGAAAAGUGGCAGUCUUUCCAUAGCAUAGUCGAAGAUAUAAAACAAAAAUGACGAACAGUGAGCUAUCUUCACUUCAAUGAGUGUGUUAAUAGUUUAUCGUUGUCAAAAUUUGAAGAUUGUUAUUUGAAUAUUUUUUAAUCUGAUAUUUUAAUGGGGAUUAAUAUUUUAGUGGUUCUUAAGAAAAUUAAAAGCACAAUUUGGAUAUAAAUGACCUUGUUUCGUAAGAUUAGUGAAGAAACUAAAUUUUUCUAUGAAGAUUUCAUGUUUGCCUUGCUUCUAAACAAUUACCGGGAAAAGAAUUGCGAAGCAUUUUGUUACCCUUAAAGUCAAAAAAUGCAUACGAGAAAGUGUAUGUUUCGUUCGAAGACUGGAAAAAUUAAAACCGCAUCAAGGAAGUAACCGAAGAUGUUAUCUUGGUUUUUUUGGACAUGAGAUCGCAAAAGUUGUCACCUUGUUCUUUAUGGCCAGAAUAUUCAAUGUUAAAGGCCACUCUAAAGGCAAAAGAAAACAUAGAUAUUGAAAAAUUUGGUGCUGUUAUUUCGUAUAUAAAAAAAUUAAAUGUUGGUUAUCGUGGCAAAAUAUCCAACGUUCUGACACGAGAAGAAAUCAAAACUUUCUUGCAAGAAGCUGAUGACGGAGAAUAUUUAAUCGAGAAGGUUGCUUUAAUCUUUGGAAUUGCCGGAGCUUGCAGAAAGGCCGAAUUGUGUGUUAUGAGAUUUGGCGAUAUACAAGAUUGUGGUAAUGUUCUGAAUAUUGUUAUACCUGACAGUAAAACCCACAAAGAAAGAAGCUUCAGUGUAGUUAAUGAAGGCUUUGGUGUUAAUACCAUUGAUUUGUAUCGACGUUAUGUUGCUUUACGACCCACAAAUUCACCAUUGAGGUUUUUUUUACACUAUUAUAAAGGUAAAUGUACUCGCCAAAAUGUAGGAAUUAACACCUUUGGAAAAAUUCCCAGAAAAAUUGCAACUUUCCUCAAUCUGGAAAAUCCAGCUAAAUACACAGGUCAUUUGGCAACUCUCCUGGUUAACGCAGGCGGAGACAUUACUUCGUUGAAGAGGCAUGGCGGGUGGGAAUCGACCAAGAUGGCAGAAUCUUACAUCCAAGAAUCUUUUGGAGAAAGAGUGAAAAUUGCUCAAAAAGUUUUUGGAGAUGAAAAGCUGGCACCGAAUGAAUUAGUUGACAAUGAAAUCGUUGUGGACAAACCCACGAACUUAAGUUACAGUGAAGCGUGUGGCAGUUCCAGUUCUAGCUCUAGUACUAGCAAGAACACCGCUCAAAAUGUUUAUUUUAAUAAUUGUACUUUUAACUUUGGUGAUAAUUAUUGUAAAGAUUCGAAAUAAAAAACUUGAAAUAUGCGAAA